UCAUGCUGCUGCCAGGUCCAGAGUGUCUCAUGGGUCCCUGUACGGCCUCCCAUUGCUGCUGUCUCCAUCGCCACACUCUGCCAUGUGCCACUUUCAGGUCUCCUCACACUGCUGGUGGGUUCCAUUUUGUCAUAGGGUGCUGGCAGAUUACGGGCCUCCCAUUGCUGCUGCCAGGCCCGUAAUCUGCCAUGGGCCCCGUACCGACUCCUCAUGCUGCUGCCAGGCCCGUAAUCUGUCAUGGGCCCCUGUACGGCCUCCUCAUGCUGCUGCCAGGUCCAGAGUGUGUCAUGGGUCCCUGUACGGCCUCCCAUUGCUGCUGUCU
Molecule: messenger RNA, 322 nt
Organism: Staurois parvus
Lineage: Eukaryota; Metazoa; Chordata; Amphibia; Anura; Ranidae
Source: the annotation of a GenBank genome assembly